This is a messenger RNA of Prorocentrum cordatum, 381 nucleotides long. The record is from the annotation of a GenBank genome assembly. Lineage: Eukaryota; Dinophyceae; Prorocentrales; Prorocentraceae.
AUGUUGAGGCUCCCCAGCGGUGCAUGCCAGCUCGUCUGCCAGGCUUUCAAGAGCUACGCUGCAGCAGCGGAGCUGGAUGAGGUCCGAACGGCACAAGUACGGAGCGCCAGGAACAGCCCAUUCGGGGCGAGCAGCUCGUUCGCCACCAGCGGCAGCAGCAGGGGCGUCUUCAUGCAGUCGUUCGCCACCAGCGGCAGCGAAAUCGUGGGCAGGGGAAUUCAGGGAUACUGCGUGAUGCAGAAAAUCUUCAUGCACUCGUUCGCCACCGGCGGCAGCAUCAGGAACAACUUCGCGCCCUCGCUCGCCACCGGCGCCAGCGUCAUCGUGGGCAGGGGCAGCGGGAGAUACUUCGUAAAGCUGCGCGCCUUCACGCACUCGUGA